Messenger RNA from Ramularia collo-cygni, 783 nucleotides. RefSeq lists its product as uncharacterized. The transcript is spliced from 2 exons. The coding region runs from base 1 to 783 and encodes 260 amino acids. The record is from RefSeq and is a predicted model, not a curated record. Lineage: Eukaryota; Fungi; Ascomycota; Dothideomycetes; Mycosphaerellales; Mycosphaerellaceae.
AUGAGGAUUGCCAGGUGGCCCGCCCUGUAUGAAAUGACAUGCCCUUUGCUGCCUGUCCCGCAGAGUAGCUCCUUCCUUCAGAAACACGACCUCCCUGACAUGAUCCGCGGACGCUGCAAUAUUGUGCUUGGCACGGGCGACCACGACCAUGUCAAUUACGCCCAGCAAGCCUUUGAUAUCUUCACACAGCUCGCCGACGAUUACCAUGAUAUGCCCACUGCCUAUCUCGAGGAAGCGACGAAGGCGCUCGCUAGCGCCAAGGAGCACGCCCAGAUCGAACAAGAUGGAACUCUAGUCCUUGACCGCGAGGAGAAGGAAGAAGAAGAGGCGAUUGCCGGCAAUGAGGACGAAUUCGUCAUCGAUGGGGACGAGCUCGCGAGGGAGCUUGGCCUGGACAUGGGAGUGGAGGAAGCCGUCGUCGAGGACAAGGGCAAGGGCAAGGCACUUCAGCCUGAGUCGGAGCCUGAGUCGGAGCCUGAGCCUGAGCCUGAGCCUGAGCCAGAGCCAGAGCCAGAGCCAGAGAUGGAUCGAAUACUAACUCGCCCACCAGGCAUGAGCGCUGCGGAUUAUCGCGCCAUCAAGGAUGCUAGCGAGGGUGCUUGGGGUUCAAAGAGCGGCGUUGGUGUCAAAAAGGGCGGUCUCGCUACGCCAGGCAACUCUCGUCGGGCUCGCAACCGCAUCUCUCGCCAGUCUAGUCGUCAGAAUGAGGAUGCGGGUCCGAAGCCCACUCUGCCAACUCCGAAAAAGGACAUUAUCCCAGAAGAGCCAGAAGUCGAAGACUGA